UGAGGCAAAGUUGGCUCAUUCUGCGUAAGGUGAUCAGAAUAUAGACCUGUUGUUCGCUCACAAGGCAGCCAUGGCGAACCUAGUGGGUUCUGCCGUAGUUCUACUGUCGGUGUUCAUACUGCACGUCACCUCGAACCUUAUCCGUCUGGAGGUGGGGAAACAGUACCAGUACAGGUACGAGGCCACCACUGAAGUCCGGAAUGUCGGUGUCUUCCUCACGACUGCGAAGGUCACCGUUGCACCGUUGAAACCUGUACCUGAAGGGCAGCUCUGUCAGAUGCAACUGAGCCAUGCGGCGGUCAACUUUGUCGCGAACCACCAGUAUGGAUCACCAAUGUACGGGGGCAAGUGGGACUUCUCCAAAUGGUUAUCAUUCAUCAUGACGCCACACGGAGAAGUCAUCUCGAUCUUCUACCCGCCAGACGAGGACAAAGAAGUUCUUGCUAUGAAGAAGGGGAUUCUGGGAACCCUAUCCGCUCGCCUGCAUGACGGAUCAGAAGGUUCAACUGGGAAAAAAUGGAGAUACGAAGUUGAUGAGAAGGGUUACGAAGGUCAACACAGGGCCGGGUACAGCGCGGAAAGGAAGGGUGACCACACCGUGUUCAAAAAAGAAAAGUACGGGCAUGUGAUUCCAAACGCAAAAGCGACCCACAAAAAGGACAUUGUUUAUAACCACGACACGGGUGUCCCUCACACCAUUAGCGUUACGGAAAGUGUUGCUGCACCAAAGGAAGCCGCCCCAGGGUUCGAGGCAAAAUCAGGCUUGGACGAUGUUACCUUCGACUCCAAGGAACAAACCGAUCUUCCUGACAUGGAUGCCUCGUCAAAAUCCUCCAUGAAGUUUCUGGGUAUUCAGAAAUCCACGAGGAGAAUGUCACAGCCUAGAACUUUAGUGCAGGACACCCUCACUCUCCAUCAGCUACCAGGGCCACGCAUGGCGUAUGACGUGAUGAAAGAUUGGAUUGCUGGGAACCUGACCUGUAUGAGAACUGUACAACCAAAAUCGUCGAGCCAAAGGGCUGCAUGUUACAGACACAUAGUGGACUCACUCGCCCUUCUGUCCAGUGAGGAUCUACAACAAGUUGCGAACAUCUACAUCCGCCCAAAUAUCAACGAGACGUCAGACAUAGAGAACAGAGAGGCGAUUGUUGAUAGCUUCGGCGCACUUGCUACCAACGACUCCCUCAGGAUUCUCACAGAAACUGUCUUCCUGUCCCCGGAACCUGUUUUUGAGCUGGUCCAGAAGGUUUUAAUCCAUGUUGCAGUUCUUCAACAUCCACCUCCGCAGAUCAUCACAGACUUACUAGUGAGGCGAUGUUUUGAUGGCGAGCUCUUUUCCAAAGACCCACAGGAAGAUCACAAAUUAAGAUCCCAGGGUUUCCUUGUUCUUGGAGUCAUUGCCAAGCUGUUGAAAGAGAAGGAUGAUAAGCGUUCAGAUGUCAUCGUGAGAAAGCUGGAGGAGCACCUGGAGGUUUUUGAUCCGUGGACCCACAGAAGCCGUCGUUCUGCAAUGUCAGCAGAAGAAACUAAGGUCCAUGACAGAUACAAGGCGAACCUCCUCGGAGCUCUCGGUAAUGCCGGAUGUGAGGAGUCCUAUCAUCACGUUUUGUCGUACCUCAACACCACAGAGGCCCCACAUGUACUCCGCAGACACGCCAUUGCUGCGCUAGGUGGUUUUCAUAACAUGAAGGCUGCCUACAAGCUACUUUCCCUUUCAACUGACGACGACGAGGACAUCCAGCGAGCUGCCAAGCUAGAGUUCCGGACUCAUCCCAAAGCAAAAGAACUUGCUGACAUUUAUCUGCAAAAGACAAGGGAGGUGAAUGCUACCAAGGAGGGCAUCGUAUCCAGGCGGAAGAGGGACUUUUACGGGAUCCCAGGCAUCGCCGGCGUCGUGGUUGAUGACUUCACUACACUAGACGACAUAAGCGCAGCGGUUUACCACGAUGGUUUUUACUUUGACAUGCCUCUUCUUGAAUUUGCUUUUGUUGUCUCCUUGGGGUCUCCAGCUAUCGGCUCAUCCACCGGCGUAAUUUUGAAUAAUGGCGCAACACUGAGGACAGGUCGUAACGGUGCUCUUGUGUCAGGAAGGAUACAUGACGAAGUCUGGUCAGAGGCACAUAUCGGCAUACUUGGGUUGAACUUUGACUUUUUCCGACUCAGAGCGUGUCUAAAACUGAGCAUAUCAUACGACAUCGACAUCCUCCGGGCAUUUGGAUACGAUGACCCCAAAGAACUGGCGGCCCUCUUUGAUAGGAUCACUGGCUACUUCGUAACGCUUCUGAACUUAGUACAAAAUCUACAAGAGAUUGUGAACACGUACAUUACGAAUGUUACCUCUACUUUCAACCACCUUGUCCAAAACAUAAUGGCGACCUUGCAGAUUGUACGCUCUGCUCGUGCAGCUGCUCUUAACUCCUUAGGAAUAAUCGACGAUGCCCAACUCGCGACAGACCCAAAUGUGGCGACCGUGGCUACCAGCGUGAGGAAGUCGGUCGACCUUGCGAGCGAGGCUAUUCGUGAAUACUCGGCUUUCUAUAAGGCUUCUACAGAUAUUGCCGCUGUUACUCUCCCAAUGGCAGUCAGACAUAUCAACGAGGGAAUCCGGCUCAUAGCAGAUACAAGUCGCAACUAUUUCCAGUCCCCUAAGACUGCAAUGAAAGAUGUCGAGAAGGCUGUUUUUAAGAUACAACAAGCCAUGGAGGUUAUAAUCGAGGCCCGCUCUGUGUUGAAGGAUGCUUCCAUCAGAAAUGAUGAGAGGCCGUUUUGGUCCAGCAUCAUCGAAAAUGCAGACGAACUCAAAGAUGAACUAACCACCGCCACGCAACUCAUAUCGGAGGGCAGUCAGGAGGAUAGUGGUUGGACUACAAACAGCGUCCUUUCAGAGGCUGCACGAGGUAUGGCGACUGCAUUUCAGGAAAUGAAUGCGUUUUCCAGAGCUUUGGGGACGACUUUUGAAUCCUUGGACAGCAAACUUGCGAGGCUGAAAGAAGGCUGCAAUGACCUAAAAAAUGGAUAUCGGUCUGCAAAAUCUAAGAUGGAUGAAGUAUUUGGACCAAAGAUGGACAAUAACUUUCCCCGCCGACAACUACGACCUGGUCACAGUUGGGGAUCUAAACGUUCCUGUCCCAGCACAAUGGGGUACUUCCCUAGUGAUGGCGAUGGGAGGUACACGUUCAAAGGAGUUGACCUGGAGAUCGGCGCUGGACGCACUCUUGUAGCUCCAUUUACUGGGAAGGCCUUCAGACCUACAGGUAGCACAGGUGAAGUUACCAUCAUCGCUGAAGAGCUACACGGCGUCCAUGUUAUCCUUGACAAUGUCGAUCUGUUUGAUGAGUUGGUAAAUAAGACGGUAUAUAAGGGGGAGAGUCUCGGCCGUGUUCGAUCGUCUCAUUGCCAGCCUAACAGUAUCCACUUGGCAAUGGUGAACAUCUCCAGAGAAGCAAUGUUUGCCAUGGACCCUACACCUUACCUUGAACAAGAAGAGAUGCCGACUCCACAACUGAACCAGGAGUGCGGGGACUUUCUGCUAAGAUUAGCGGGCUUAACCAUAUUAGACGUUGACAUUGACAUCACUAUGUCGGGUAUUAUGGAUACGUCCCCGGUUCGCGUCGCCCCUAUGGAGCUAACGGACAGCAUACAGGCGCUAAAUGCAAUGGUUGGAAGCCACAGGGGAAAAGAAGGCGACCAAAAAACAUUUGUAUCUGAUGUCCUUGGAAUACAACACCUGAACAGGGAACCAACAAUGGCUUUCUCAACCAGCAAUCUGAAGGUGUCUGACGUUAUUCGAGUCCUCGGUCAGCAGGGUCAUACCGCGAGCAGGACAAAAUUACAAGAGCUGGUGCAACAAGUUGAAAGUUCUCUUGAAGCAAAACCAUCCUGUUCCUCACCAAGAAUCAUGACCGAUGGUCAACUGAGAGAUGCUCUCAGCACACUGCAUCAAUCGACACAUGGAUCCAGAAAUCAACUCAUCCACCGACUUUACCAGACACCAAAACAAUGCUCACAUUUGGAUCUAGCUUCAUCCGAGACUUCCUUCUGCAAAUUUGACUCCGGUUGUCAGUCGGCAUCAUGUUGUGUAGAUGUUGUGCAAAACCACCAGACGCACACAAUCACCGUCGGUGUCGACCUUGACCCCUGUACACAUGUUGUACAUCUCUCCGUGGGGUCAUGGAGAAGGGAUUUUACAGCUGAAAGUUUAGCCAGAGGUGAGGCCGGGUCGGAAGAGGUCACGGACGUCUUUGGUUCGAAGACGCAACUUGUCAUUGACUACAGCGUUAUUAGGAUGGGGGAUGUUGUGCGGGUGAGCGUUCAGGGUAAAGCCUGUAGCACAAACGGUGGGUGCUUCCCGCCAUUUUGGUUGCUGCGGAACUCGGCGGCAAGUUUUGCAAGAUGCACCAUACCAUCCUCUGGGCACGGGACAAGAACAAAACAACAACUUGAGGAGAAGACAAUGCGGGAUUUGCAGUCGUUGGUUGAACAGUUAUUGGAAGACCGAGAAAGUGACCUUGCAGAGAUCUUCAAGGACAUUCAAACUCUGGUAACAGGUCUUACAGUUGUGGGGUCACAUGUGACUAAUAUAGUCGACAUAUUUAAAAACUACGACAUCAUCUUUGAGGCAGAUGUACCUUUGUCGGCUUUGAACGUGGACUUAUUUCGACUUCAUUGGCCCUACAUGCUAGGUCCUGUUCCUGUAAUAUUCGGCUUUGGCGCAGGUGUAAAUGGUGGAGCAAGGGCCCAUGCAACUUUUCACCUUCGGUCAAUGAAAAUGGAUCUGGAAGUGGUUCCACAAGUGGGAGGGCACGUCUGGGGAGAUUUCGGCGUCUGGCUUCUUCUCUUUACUGGGAAAAUGAGGCUUAUUGGCUACAUUUGUGAGACGUCCUUCCCAAUGAACUGGCAAUUCAACUUUGGGUCUACUGACACCGGUACAAAGUAUGCACAAUACCAAGUCAUGGUUCCGUUCCGUCUGGAAUUAAGAGGGAUUCUUGUCAUGCAUCUCAUCUUCACUGAUGUGACUAUUGUAGACCUUUUAAUCUGGGGUUGGUCUGCAGAAGCCAUAGAAAAGACGAAAGAAAAAGAUGAAAAUUACAACCCAGACAAAUCACCACCAUUAUUCGAAGGGGGGAUAGUCCCCUUCGGAGGAACGUGUCGGCCGUCCACCGUUUUUCGUGCUCGACAAGAGCGACGAGUUAUAGUCGACUUCCUAUGCGGCAGCUCCGUAAGUAGUGGCAAACGAAGCAUUCGAACCAACAAGUGUUUCGUGGAACAAGUCAAGGGGCGAGACUACACGGAGCCGGCGUUUCAGCUCGGAUUUCACACGGAGGAUGAGAGAAGUGAGGUCAAGUCAACUCUGUGUGUCGGCACCUACCGCGGAGGGUGUGACGCCAUCGAUAACGAGCCGAUCGGCGGCGCCUGGUCACCAAUGUCAAAGAAACUUCCUGCAGGAAUCCCCAUGUACUUCACAAUAACCAGUACAAACGCGAGAGGUCUCUCCUCAAGUGUGUCGUGUCAGAUCGACACGUACGACAUCACGCCUCCUGUGGCCCGCAUCACGCCAGCCUUCUACUCGACAAGCAAUCCUCAGUACUUACGGGCAUCUGCUAUAAUACAAGAUGACUCACCAAUCGACAUCGCCAGGGGCGGUGUUGGGUAUGGUGGUGACGUCUACGGCGAUCAGGUAGUUUCCUGGUAUGACGUGGCAUUGGGUAACACAGGCCAUCCGGUAACCACUACAAACCCACUAGACAACUUUGUAGAAGGUAAAACUGGACGACUCAACUCAAAACCACACAAAACAGACCGCUUCGUCAUUCCAGAGGACUGCGCAAGAUUGUGUUUGACAUUUCCUCCUACGAAGUGUCUUAGUUUCAACUACGACUACGGAUCGGCUGGAACUUGUGAAAUAUUGGAAGAACUUGAAGUUCCGGGAGUCCAACUGCAUCAGAAUGGACAUUUUCAUCAUUUUGAACGACGAGGAGUUGGUAAAAUGCUUCAGUUCGACUUUGACAGCCUGGCACUGAGACAUGACAAUAUCUACUACUUCAAUGUAUACCUGCAGAACUCUCUAGGGUAUACGAGCAUUCUUUCAUCAAAGCCAGUCUUGGUUGACCACACCCCCCCUUCACCUGGUGUGAUCAGUAACAAGAGAUGGGACCAGGUUUAUAGAGAGGACUGUAAAGACUUCAUACCAGACGAGUGGGAGCACAAAUGUAUCCAGCAGACAACACUUCCAAACCACAGGGCGAUAGUAGAUGGGGAAGGCUCGCAAACAGUUUUCAAUGGCCACGAGCCGCUGAAAGAUAUGCUUUACACACGGGCGAACAGCUACGUAUCAGCUAACUGGGACGGUUUCCAUGACAACGAGACUGGUAUAUUUGGCUAUACGUGGACUGUUGGCACCACACCGUGUCAGGAAGACAUACAUCCCCACAAGGAUCCACACUCGCACCUGUUUGACGAGUCUGAGUGGACACAUACAGGCAUAGCAGAUGGACUUGAUCUUCCAGAUGGCAUAUAUCACGUUACUGUUCGAGCCAUAAACGAUGUGGAAUUUGGAGGUCCCAUGGCGACUACAGUCUGUCACAGCACCCCGUACACCAUCGACAACACGCAGCCGUUUGUCCAUAGCGUCACCAAUGUCAACUAUGACGACAAUAUACGACAGAUCAGUGCGGAAUACAAUGUCAGCGACCCCUUGUCAAAGAUCCGUGAGGUUGACCUUGGUCUUGGUCGAAGCAAGCGGGACGUUUAUCUGAUGGACUGGCAUCGUGAGGCCAACACCACGCACAUCACACACAACUAUCACAUCCCGGAUGGAGUUCCUGCCUGGGUGAAAAUCAGGGCUAUCAACAAUGUGGAUCUCCGGAAAUCAGGUCACGCUGACAGCCCGAUCCUUGUAGACACCAGCCCUCCUGCAGCAGGUUCUGUGUUUGAUGGACCAACAGCUGGGCACGAUAUCAACUUCCAACAUGAUCAGAGUGAGAUCUGUGCAAACUGGCGAGACUUCCAUGAUGAGGAGAGUGGAAUAGACCAUUACCUCUGGGGUGUGGGGACCAUCCCUGAUGCUGAUGACAUCGUGCCGUUUGAAGUCAUCUCCCAUUCGUCCUUCAGCAGCUGUGAACAGCUGUCUACACCAUUACUCCACAAUACUACAUACUACUCCACACUGGUUGCUCUGAAUGGCGGACACAAACAUUUGAACGUCAGUGUUUCAUCCGAUGGAGUACUUGUCGAUACCACUCCUCCGACGAUGGGUUGGAUCAAAGACGGCCUCAAUAAAGACGCCGACAUGCAGUUCUCAUCCGAACAGUCAACAGUAUCAGCAAACUGGGGAGAUUUUAGCGAUCCGGAGUCUGACAUAGCCUCUUACUCUGUCUCCGUCACUAGACGGCAUGCCAGCAAAGGGAAUGUUACAACAGACUGGGAGAUUAUACAUCCUCCAGAAGAGGUGAACAGUAACGCAGAUCACAUCAACUGGCACCACUUUCACCUACACCAUGGCGACACCGUGGCGGCUAAGCUGACAGCAACCAACAAGGCCGGUUCCCACGUUACGGUAGAGUCUGACGGUUUCGUGGUGGACACAACGCCCCCUGUCCUGCACUUCCUUGGUGAUGGACCAGUAGCCGGGGAGAACAGGAAGUUUUCUUCCAGCCUUAGCUUCCUGUCAGCAAAUUGGGUUUUCGAAGACAAGGAAUCCGGUCUGGACCACUUCAAGAUGUCGGUUUUUGAAACGCAUGGUGGAAGGAAACAUACGUUAUAUCUGGGAGACAGCAAGGAGCAGAUCCUUCCAGGUUCAAUGGUGAACUGGACAAGCCCACAGCUUAACCUCCGGCCAGGCAGACAUUACUCUAUCCGGGUGACUGCCGUUAACCGCGCUGGACUGUCAUCAGUGCACGAUACUGACGGUGUGGUUCUGGACACAACACCACCAUCGAUGGUGAAGGUCCGUGUGGGGGUUCUUGCAAGCGAUGUGGAGGAAGUCGUGGACGGCUUUGUGUGGCAAACAGACAGGAAAGGAAUUCUUGCAAACUGGCUAGCAUCAGACGGGCAAAGUGGGAUUGAGGCGUACUGGAUUGCGGUUGGCAGUUAUCCAGGAGGAUCAGAUAUAUCAGAUGUGAGAAGCAUGGGCCCUGCGAUAGACGGGUAUAUUGGAGGGAUUGAUCUACCGCUAACCGAUCUCGACACCAACACUCCAGUCUACUAUGUCACGGUUUUGGCAGAGAACGGGGCUGGCUUGCUGUCACAAAACCUGACAUCACGUCCCAUUAAGGUUGUUCCCGGGGACAGACCAGGAGUGGUGUUUGACGGCCCUCUCACAGUCUCAAACGAGACACACACCAACCCUGUCGACGUAGACUUCCAGUCGGACAACACAGCCGUUACGGUUCAGUUUAAAGGAUUCCAGAGUGUCUUGAACGGACUGGCACACUUCGAGUGGGCUAUCGGCACCUCUCCCCGACUGGACGACAUCCAACCCUUCAGUGCUGCAGGAAUCGUCUUAGCUCAAGACAGCCAGCAUCCAGGAUAUGGCCUGCACGGAGCGGGACAAGCUCAGGCGCUGGUUCCCCUACAGGCGGGAACGACGUACUACGCCACCGUCCGCGGGGUAACUGGGAGAGGCGACGUGCUGGAAACAUCCUCCGAUGGGAUCACCGUGGACAGGUCCCCACCUGUAACACAGAUUGUAGACACCGGGUGCGACGUCUCGAAUGACAGUGUCGAAAGUGUUGAGAACUGUUACCAGAUGAACAGUGAUUACCUUGAAGGUGAAUGGGAAACGACAGAUAAGGAGAGUGCUGUAGCGUAUUCAGCCUUCUUCUACGGCACUGUUCCUGGUCUGAGUGACGUCACACAGCUCACCCCAGGUACAGAUGAAAACAGCGUGCCGUCCACCCUUGUUGUUCCUGUAUCGGAUGGAAGAUCUAACUUUCUCAAUGUCCUGUCUACAAAUGAGGUCGGCUUAAAAUCUGUCAUCACCUCAAAGGGCAUUAUCAUCGAUGACACCCCGCCAGACGUUGGAAUCCUCACCUGCUCUCGAUACGUCCAACCUAGGGUACCGAUCGUCUGCACAUGGACCGGUUUUCACGACAAAGAGAGCGACAUUUCCCACUAUGUCUUCGGUGUCGGCACUGACGAGGGCGAUGACUCCAUUUAUAACUUCACACUUGUUUCUGCAGAUCUUUCAAGUACGGAUAAACUGCUCACAGGUGUAACUCUUGAACACGGUGGUGCCUACUACGCAACCCUAACUGCCGUGAAUGGAGGAGGAUUGCAAGCGCAGGCCUUCUCUGAGCCAAUCACAGUCGACAUGACUCCGCCGGUUCCUGGACUAGUCAUCGAACUGACCGGGGUUCAUCUAAUCGAGCUGCAAGGACGUGAAAACAUGAGUGAUGCGGAAAUUGGUAACUCACGAGAAGACUGUGAGAAACACAAUGCAGUCUGCCAGAAGUCCCUUACGUCAGUGUACGCAGCAUGGGAGGACUUCCUGGACCCUGAGUCUCCUAUCAUCAGGUACGAAAUUGCAGUUGGUACAGAACCAGGUCUGUCCGACAUAUCACCAUUCACAAACGUCGAAGCUGGAAAGCGCAAUGCCGUAGCAGAUGGCCUUGACCUAAGUCAAACUUCCCAAGUGUUUGUCAUGGUGAGGGCACAUAACGCAGCAGGACUGGUGAAUACGGCCACGUCUGACGGUGUGUUUGUCAGCAGAGUCAGCUCAGGUCUCAUGCCUCUCCGUCCGCCGAUGGUUUACGAUGGAGAAACUAUUGGGGAAGACCUGGACUAUCAAGAGCGAACAGAUCAGCUGGCUGCUACCUGGGACUUCAGUGGAGAUCCCUGUCCCAUCGUGAAAUACGAGUGGUCCAUCGUCCGUGUUGAUGAGCAUGUCUUGCAGCCACUGACAGCUGUUCCAGAGGGCCAGAUGUAUGGUCAAAACGAUGAAGUGGAUCUGAUGGAUAAACAGACAUACUAUUCUAUCGUGCGGGCAACAAACGCCCUGGGGUACAGCUACUUCGUACGUUCUGACGGCAUCACUAUCACCAAGGAACCCCUUCUCCCUGGCCAUGUGAGAGAUGGUAGUAUAGUUGGGGUGGACCUGAAAGGCCAGCCAUCUAUCACUACAAUUUCGGCGAACUGGGAUCAAUUUGGAGGUUCAGCCAUGGAGAUACAGUACUACGAAAUCGCCGUAGGGUCCGACAGAAGGUUCCCGAGCACACGGAGCGACCUCCAUCCUUUCGAGAACGUCGGUCUCAACAGAACAGCCACAUUUACAGACCUUCGACUGGUACCAGGAGGCGUCUACUACGCCACCGUAAGAGCAACGGGCGUUUCUACUGCCAUCGCAGAGGUCACUUCAAAUGGAAUCACUGUCGGCGUUGGGGGUGAACCUCCGCAGCCACAGAGUGUCGAUAUACCAAGGUUUAUCUCUUCUAAUGAAGCUAUUACCUUUGCAUGGGACGACUUCCUGUCUGAAACGCCGAUGCUGUUCUAUCAAUGGGGUAUGACUAGCAGGGCACCUGCGGAAAUACAGGGCCGUUCGUGCAAGGAAAUGCAAGAGUUCCGGGAGUCCGAGGCCGUGUCGGUCCCAGAGAAUAUCAGGCAUCUCUUUGACAUCCAUCCCUUAACUACAGUUGGGAAGGACACCAUGGUAGAACAAGAUGGCUUGUCACUGGAACACGGGAAGACCUACACAAUCGUCAUAGUUGGGACAAAUGAAGCCUCCGAGUGUGUUACUGCCCUUCAUGAGGUGUCGGUAGACACUACACCACCGACUGGUGGGACAAUUCUGGCUGGAGAAAGAGACCUUGAAAAUAUCCACUUCGUCAGGAGUGCCGACGUAUUGCACGUGAAGUGGGAGGGUUUCCAUGAUGAGGACAGUGGUGUGAAGAGUGUAGAAGUGGCGCUGUACGAGAGGAUGACGUGUUCUGACUCGUCCGGAACGCUAGUUGCUGUUUCGGAGGCUAUCAAUGUUCCGUUGAACUCGUCUGACUAUCUUUUUAGGGAGAUCUCACUACAGGUUGAUGUACCAUACUACGUGCAACUGAAGGUCACGAACAAUGCUGAAUUGUCAUCACUUUUUACGAGUUCCCCGGUCCUGUUGGAUCUGACCGACCCAAUCGCCGGUGUUGUGGUCGACGGGCUUGACUUCAAAAGAGACAGAGGCUACCAGAACUACACAGACAAAAUGGAAGGUAUUUUCCUUCACCUCCCCAAUCCCGAUGGGGAUUCCUGCCCCAGGCGGAGAUACGAUUUUGGUACUGAAAGUGAAGAUUGGUCUGCUGUUCUCACAACUGGGAUGUGGAAAGUGAGCAGGACUGAUACCAUCCUAUUUUUACCAGACCAGAUAUCUUACUGGGAAGAUGAUGGUCUUGAGAUAAAAAUGCACCGAGACGUAAGAGAACCAAGAAUGAAGUCGGGUGCCGUUCACACCAAGGCGCAUUUGCAAGAAGCGGGAAAGUACCAGGUUACAAUUCAAGCCGCCGGUGGGGACAUCUCUGCUGUCACAAGUGUCACCUUCUGGGGAGGUCCAGAGGGAGUUGUGGUUGGGUUUGACACUGCUUUUGACGAAUACGUCGAAGAGUCAACUGUGGCUGCAUCCGAGGAAUGUGACUGUUGUCUCAACACUACUACGUUUGCACCAGAGGUCGGACUGUAUAAUGGGACUUCCGAUGAAAAACGUAAAGCGGCGGCCUAUAUGUGA
Molecule: messenger RNA, 11698 nt
Organism: Branchiostoma belcheri (Belcher's lancelet)
Lineage: Eukaryota; Metazoa; Chordata; Leptocardii; Amphioxiformes; Branchiostomatidae
Exons: 70
Coding region: 71-11698 (3875 amino acids)
Biological process (GO): lipid transport
Molecular function (GO): protein binding; lipid carrier activity
Source: RefSeq, a predicted model, not a curated record